Messenger RNA from Pomacea canaliculata, 1745 nucleotides. Its product is annotated as HRAS-like suppressor 3. Lineage: Eukaryota; Metazoa; Mollusca; Gastropoda; Architaenioglossa; Ampullariidae. The record is from RefSeq and is a predicted model, not a curated record. Bases 190 to 666 code for a protein of 158 amino acids. The transcript has 4 exons. Gene Ontology annotation, molecular function: A2-type glycerophospholipase activity; glycerophospholipid phospholipase A1 activity. Gene Ontology annotation, biological process: N-acylphosphatidylethanolamine metabolic process. Gene Ontology annotation, cellular component: cytoplasm.
AUCAAAGAAACAAGAAUGUAUGACACGAUGUGCGGGCUCAGAAAGAGGCCGAUGACAGGACAGUAAACCUAGUAACAACACUUCAUUAUGAAGUUUAGAAAAAACUGCAAGCGACGAUAGAUGACUUUAUGACCUACAGUCCAGGUGCAGUCAACCGAGACGUGAUCACAGGGUGUUGUGACACCAAACAUGGCGAGCAGAGAGGUUACUAGACACAACAGGGAGGUGCUGGCAAGUCUAGACGUAGGAGACCUGGUAGAGUUUCCACGUGGAAAUUACUCUCACUGGGCUGUCUACCUGGGUGGCAAAGAUGUGAUUCAUCUGGCAGGAGACGACAACGACGGGCUGAAUGCACAGCUGAACCCAACUUACUUAACCAGCUUCAGCGGUCAGUGCUUCAACAAGGCCAUUGUCCGCAUUGACAGCUUCUACCAUGUUGCUGGGACGGACAAGGCACAACGCAGCAACAUUCUGGACGAGAAAAAACAACCACUGCCUCGUCGCCAGAUCGUGCAACGGGCUUUGUCCAAGCUCGGUGAGGAGGGCUACAACAUCCUCAUGAAGAACUGCGAGCACUUCGCCACCUGGUGUCGCUAUGGAGAGGCCAGCAGUGACCAGGUGGAAUUCUGGGUGGACAAAGCCACCCAGAAAUGCAAUGUGAUGUAAUGAUUAGAGCAUUUUGAAGCUCUUUGGUUCAGAAGAGGCUUUUGAAAGUAGAGUUGGUGUAAAGGUACUUGCUAGAUGAUCCAGAAGAGACAGCAUGUGCACAAUACAACUGUUCACAUUACAUGAUAAACUGUUUAUAACAUACAAUAAACUAUUCACAAUAUGAAAUAGAACAUUCAAAGUACGCAAUAAAAUGCUCACAGUGCACAAUGCUGUUCACAGUUGUGACACCCGUUAUGCAAUACACUCGUCCCUUGCUAGCUGACUGAUGCUAAGUUUCUCUGUUCCUGACUAAAAUCACUUAUAUAAAGCAGACCCUAUCAAAAGACAAAAGUAAUUGUACUCCACUGAGUCCUCUCAGUUAAGUCGCUUGAUUACUGAAUUUGGAUGCUGCUUGACUCGCAAAAUAUAUAUAUCAUUAAAAAAACUAUGUUAAGGUAUACAUUUUUUGUUAAAAUAUAGUGUAACUGUAAAUAUUGGCUAAAACUACUUAAGAUUUCCAGAAAUGAAUACCAUUGUAGAUAACUUUCACAAGAAGAAAAAUACCUAAGUGCACGCCUCGCUAAGUAUUAAAAUUGAAAUCAAAAUAUUGGGCGAGCAGUCCUUCACUUAGGCUUGACCACACUGUCAAACUCACUGCCAUUUUCAGUUCAUUAAGUAAUUUUAGAGACUUUCCUGUUUCGGUAACAUUUCUCGCAGCAGAUCCAUUCCCACUGCAGUCUUGUCUUGCACAGACUGACACACAGAAUUGUGCACAGACUUGUGUGUGUGUGUGUGAGAGAGAGAGAUAAAUAGAGAUUUGGUUGUAGAGAUUACCUUUAUUUUCUGUCCCCAAUAAAUUGUAAUCCACAUGCAUUGUCAUAGAAAUGGAAAUACUAAAUGAUCCUGUCAUAUAGUUUAAUUUAAAAUCACGCCUACACUUUUGUUUACAACUUUCAAAUGUGUUUGAAAGAGCAAGGGUAAAAAUUAAGAAAGGACAUAUGGGUAUAUUGUGGAUAUCCACCAUAUUUGUUAAUCUAUUGGCUAUCUGUACAGAAGGGACAAAAGAGAAAGUGACAAAUAAAAAAUAUACAGACACA